AAUGCGAACCGACAGUUCCUGCUCCCUGCUUACGUUACUGAAACCCAUAACAACACCCAAACUUAUCAUUAGUCCGGAGUUUACCAGACUCCUUAGCCGCUAGUCUGCGGAUUUUGGACUCUGGCUGUCUCUCGUCGACAGCUGUUUCAUGGGAACCCAAGAGGGAGAGAGAGAUUGGGUAGAUGUGGCGAAUGAUUUGCUCAGCAAGUGUCACAUAAAACUGCGGCUAAGGAAACUUGCUGACUGUGAUGCGAGAGUUUUCAUUGCUCUGUACGAGAACAUCUUGGGGGAGAAAGUUCCAGAUUACAUUGCAGCACCAUGCAGUCAAGAGGAAGACUUCCAUAAUGUCCAGUCUGUGAUUGAUUCCCUUUCCUUGGAUUACCUUCAGAUCAGUCUCUCACACAUUACAGGAGAAAAUGUCGUCAGAGGAGACAGAGAGUCUAUCAAGAACCUCUUGGAAAUCUUCGACGGCCUCAUGGAAUACCUCAAGGAGGAGAUCAGCGAGGAGUCACAAAAUAGUGAGGAACUCAAUGACGGUCUUAAUCAGGAUGUAACCGGUGACGCUAAGGACCGUGCAAGUGGCGAUGCCACGGAGCACAAAGAGGCUGAACCCGAGAGGGCGUCCCUGUCUUCCAGUGAAGAGUCUGCUGUCCUGUCCAGUAAACACUCCCUCCCUUCCUGGAACGCUGAGGAGAAGGGAUCGACCAGCGAGCUCAUUGGACUGGGCGUGUCUGCUCGCACGUUCACGGCCAAACAAGACGACGCAGUCCCCGCCACUGAUCUUCCUGACGCUCCACCGACUGAGCCGCUGCACUCGGCUAUCGCUCUGCAGCCACCCAACCAGAGCGACACCCCCCACGUACCACAUACAGACCCCCCCUCACAAAGCAGAUCACCAACAGCUGCUGGCAUCAGCCAAGAGCACGAGGGAGAGGAGGAUGCUCCUGUCACAGCAGAGACGUCCGCACCUGUAGCUGAGACAGUCAUUACUAACGGACCACAGUCUUCUUCCCUUUCGCAGCCUCCCGCUGUGAAUGAGACUUCUCUGUGCGGUCAUCAAAGAGCUGAGACAGAAACAGAAGGCGAGGCCCUCGAGCCGACCAAUGGGGGUCCCAGGAGGGUUUUAUUCCGCACCCAGCCGGACGUGCUCUUCCUCACCCUGCAGGAUGAGAUGCCGAUCACAACACCUUCACCUCCGGACACUGAAGAAGAGGAGAAAGAGGAUCUGAGUUUCACACGAAUACAGCUAGAUAGAAGGAUAGGUCACAGCGAGAGGACAGGCCGCGGUAGCAGGCUGGAGGAGGAAGAUAAUGAGGAUCCUUUGUCGUACCGCAGACAGAGGAACAAGAAAACGGAAGAAGAGCUGCAUCACAUAUCUGAGAAACUCUCCCAUCGGCUUGAAGAACUCGAUCAGAUGCUUAAACGAGUUCUCAGUGAAAGCGGAGAGUCGAGUGAAGUCAGAGAGGAAGACGAGCAGUCCCACCACAGUGAUGGCGACAUGCAGUGUCACAGACAGCACACAGGAACUCCUGAGCCCCGCGAGCAGACACGCUCCUUAUCCCCCUCCCAUCCACAAGUGUGUCGCUCCCCCCAGGGACGGCUAGAAGAAGCUGUGGCAGAGGCUUUGAGUCUGAACGACGGGAGACAAAGUAACCUCAGAUUGUCUGAUCAUACCAGAAGAAAAGAGGCACGGUCUCACAGAAAACACAGCAAGAAUGAGGCCUACGAGGAGGAGUUGAAAAGAUAUGAAGACAAUGAGCGAAUGGAUCUAAACAAAGCCCGCCUCAAAGCUCGGGAAGCUGAGCGACAGUACAGAGAGGCAAUACUAUGUGAGGUUUCCCACGCCUCCAGACCGUCUCUGACUAGAACAAACACCCAGCAUACGUCCGAACGCAACACACAAACAUCACCAGGACGGAGACGGCACGAGACUCCCAGGAAAGCAGCAUCAAUGACGGUGAAGGAGAACGAGCUUCUCCCCGUGCUCAUGGAGGAGUUGCCCCACCUUCACAUCACGCCUCACGCCCUGGGUCGGAUGUGGGAGCAGCAGAUGCAGCAGGUGGACAGACUCCACGCCCUGUCAUCCUCUCGCGGGAAGCGUCACAGCAAACACUCCAGCCAGGUGGAGGAAGCUCAGAGGAAACACGACCUGCUGGUGGAGAUAAUUCGCAAACAGCAGGACCACAACAAGCGUCUGAGAGACUUCAAAGAGCGCAUUCAGCAGCAGAAGUCGACCCAGAACAGACUGAAGGAACAGAGGCAGCAGAUAGCACGCGCCAAGAAGUACCACAACGAUUACCACGUCCAGCACCGUGCCCGCCUCAUGAGGUCUCGCACCAACGAGGAGAGGAUGUUUCGUCAGCUGUUUGAGGAGGGUUUGGAGCUACAGAAGGUCAGGUUGAGAGAGCAGAGAGCGUACGCCAAAGAGCAGCGGCUGGAACAUCAGAGACGACACCAGGAACACAUCACAUCCUUGGAGAACUACUACAAAGACCAGUUUUCACUGCUGGCUGAAAAACUUGCAGAAGAGCGACAGGACAUCCAGGUCCGGAAAAAGGCUCAAGAAAAGGCUCUGCUGAAGAUGAAGCGAGAGCUGCGUUCGAGGAUGGAGCAUGAGAUCGGCGAGCUGCAGAAGAUCAUCAUCGAGAACGACCAAGACGAUCAUAUCCAGGAUCUGGAGGUGCAGAGGCUACGCAGCCGGGUCCACAUGGCUUCCUUCCAGUACAACACCAGCUACCUGCACUAAGCAGGAGAGUCGGACUGAGGGCUGUUUUAAGCUCCACGCUGGAUUUACAUCGUACAUCGUGAGGGACGUGCUGCAAAAGACUCACCAACGGUACGAUAAAAAUCUGAUGUCUGCACAGCACCGUCUCCUCUGAAGCUUCUUUCAGAUUUGCACAGGAAGAGGAUUCACUUUUUUUAAUUAACUAAACCAAUUAAUUAUUAAUGAGCUGAACACACUCGGACUAAAUGUAGCUUAUUUAAUUCUUCCUCUCACCUCGGCUGCUAAACCUUAAUGACACCUUGGACCUCGUCCUCUUCUUCCUCGUGUUGUAGUCCAGUCUGUGUUUAAGUGACUCUUCAUGUGCCGAUAUUGUAGCAGACGGCGACUUUUGCCAAACAGGGACCACAGAGUAUGACUGUCACACACUGACAGAGAUUUUUACCUCCCUUUUUACUCUUUGCUUACGUGCAACGUCGUCCUGAAAUGUUUUAACCAUGCCAUUGGAUUAUUUAUUUUUUAACUUUAAUGUCAUUUGAUUUUUUUUUUUUUUUUUAAGUAACGUGUGCUGUCUGUUCACCGUGGGCGAUGAUAAUCAGUCUUUCAUGACGUCUCCUUUUCCUCACCUCUGUUUUCUCUCUGUCUCACCUGACAUGCCUGUUUUUUAUCUAAUACACUAAGAGGUGAAAAGGUGAAUCAGUGUACUGACAUCGUGUGCUGACUCUUAUGAGCACACACUCGUCUCCAUCCUGUCAUCAUCUAUUAAACUUCUUGUUUACCUUCUCUGACCAAA
Labrus bergylta (ballan wrasse) is the source of this 3515-nucleotide messenger RNA. Its product is annotated as centrosomal protein of 95 kDa. The record is from RefSeq and is a predicted model, not a curated record. NCBI's taxonomy places the organism in Eukaryota, Metazoa, Chordata, Actinopteri, Labriformes, Labridae. Gene Ontology annotation, cellular component: spindle pole; centrosome.